AUGGCGAGCAUGACGCGCUCCGAGUCGGUCGUGGACCCGUCGUCGACGCCGACCCUGUCCGCAAAGACGCUGCCCGCCCUCAAUGGCGCCUCCUCAUCCUCGGCCUCGGGCCCGUCCGCGCCUGGCGCUGCGCUCACGCCUCUCAAGCCCGGCUCCAACCCCAAGCAGAGCGCCCCGCGCAUAGACAUCGAACCACUGUACACGGCCCUGAAGGCGCAGAUCGGGGAGCACUGGGCUGCAUACAAGGAAGCCAUCUCUUUGUUCGUGUUGGGCCGCCUCAACCAGCAGGAGCUUGGCCGCCGCAUAGACUGGUUCAUCGCCGUCGACGCCGCCCGCGAGCACCAGCACAACCAGCUCAUCGCCGCCAUCUAUGCAAAUACCACGCGCGACCCGCCCGAGCCUGGCGUCGCCAGCUGGGUCAGCGCCAACGACAAGCCCAGCGCGACGAGCAAGCCAAGCAGCGGCGAUGCUGCCGAGCUGCGCCUCAAGACCGAAGUCAAAGAGCUGCAGGGUCGCGAGAGGAAGCGCCUCAAGGCCAUACCCGAUGACCCGGCAGAUUAUUUCACCAAGGAGCUGCAGGAGUACCACGCCGCAAAGCAAAUAUCAUUACCAGACCCCGGCACCGCGUCGGCUGCUGGCUUCAGCAAAACCAAUUGGGACCUUGAGAUUCGGAAGCGCUACGCCCAACCGCUCUGCACCGAGACGUUCGAGUUUCCGGAUACGGCUGCCAUCGACGCGCGCAUGACCCCCAUAUGCUACGAAGAGGGCAUCGCGUCUGGGCCGUCGGCAGACGCAGCCUCUUUCAUGAAUAUCGCGACCGAGACGUUCAUCAAGGAAGUGCUCUCGAACAUUCUCGGCCGCGUGCGCAGCAAUGGCGACGACUACAUCAAGACGGCAUCGUACAAGAAGCAAUUACAGCUUGAGGAGGAGAGGUGGCUGCAGGGCGAAGUCCAGCGCAACCCGGCUGGCCUGCUUCCCGUCGAGGUCGAGGAGGGCAAGAACAGAAAACCGCUCAACAUGGGCGAUUUGCGCAUUGCCGUCGAGCUCGGCGACAGCUACCUCGGACAGGUUCCGCUCAUCACAGCCGGUGUCAUGAACGCCCGUUAUUAUGACGGUGAGAGCUACGAUGCAGAAAGGAUGGACAUCGACGACUACCGCGCGUCGACGAACAGCGCCGUGGCUGCCCGCCUGACCAACGGAACGGCCGCGAACGGCGUGAAUGGCGCCACCACCAACGGCGUACCUCACGAUCCGGACGAGAUGAUGAUUGACGACGACUGGGGUUGGCAGGGCGCAUCGGCAAAGGAUCGCGAAACACUCAAUUCCGUACUCGAUGACAUAUUGGCCGUAGGUCAAUAA
This is a messenger RNA of Diplodia corticola, 1359 nucleotides long. Its product is annotated as transcriptional co-activator. The record is from RefSeq and is a predicted model, not a curated record. Gene Ontology annotation, molecular function: transcription coactivator activity. NCBI's taxonomy places the organism in Eukaryota, Fungi, Ascomycota, Dothideomycetes, Botryosphaeriales, Botryosphaeriaceae. The coding region runs from base 1 to 1359 and encodes 452 amino acids. Gene Ontology annotation, biological process: regulation of transcription by RNA polymerase II. Gene Ontology annotation, cellular component: SAGA complex. The transcript is spliced from 4 exons.